This is a messenger RNA of Phalacrocorax carbo (great cormorant), 1292 nucleotides long. The record is from RefSeq and is a predicted model, not a curated record. Lineage: Eukaryota; Metazoa; Chordata; Aves; Suliformes; Phalacrocoracidae.
UGCCAGCGAAUCAGUCUGCUAGUGGAGACAGAGCAGAACUGCGGCGGAAGGCACACGCAAGGCAGUCAAAGCAGAGCCCCAAGAUGUGGUUCCUCCUCGUGCUGCUCUGCUCCCAAGGAAUUGCCUUCUUGGCAGGAUUCACAGCACCCUCCACUCUGAAUUCAGACAAAAGCCAGAACAGGAAGACUCGCAAUCCUGAAUGCUUUAUGAACGUUAGUGAAAUUAUCAGAUAUCAUGGAUACCCCAGUGAGGAAUAUCAAGUUACCACGGAGGAUGGAUACAUUCUUGGUGUUUUCAGAAUUCCUGCUGGGAGGAACAGCGAAAAUACAGGGCAAAAGCCUGUAGUCUUCCUACAGCAUGCUUUUCUAGGAGAUGCUACCCACUGGAUUUCUAACCUGCCCAACAACAGCUUGGGCUUCCUCCUCGCAGAUGCUGGCUAUGAUGUCUGGAUGGGAAACAGCCGAGGGAACACUUGGUCUUUAAAACACAAGACCCUUAAUCCCAGCCAGAAAGAGUUCUGGCAGUUCAGCUUUGAUGAAAUGGGUAAAUAUGAUAUUCCAGCAGAGCUGUACUUCGUCAUGAAUAAAACUGGACAGAAGGAUGUAUACUAUGUUGGCCACUCUGAAGGCACGACAAUAGGAUUCAUAGCAUUUUCUACAUACCCUGACCUGGCUAAACAGGUGAAAAUGUUCUGUGCUCUGGGGCCAGUAACCAUGUGCUCACAUGCUACAAGCCCUCUGAUUAAGAUAACAAAAGUUCCUGAAUCACUGCUCAGGUUAGUACUUGGCUGCAAAGGAGCGAUGCACCAAAUUGGAUUUCUGAAAGGACCGAUGACACAGUUAUGUACAAGCCUGGAUAAGUUUUGUGGCCAUGUACUCUGUUACAUAGCUGGAGGCAACAUAAAAAAUCUGAACACAAGCCGAAUAGACACAUACGUAGGACAUUCCCCUGCUGGAACAUCGGUACAGAACAUCAUCCAUUGGCAUCAGCUAAUAUAUGCAGGCCAAUUUCAAGCUUAUGACUAUGGCUCCAAGGAAAACAUGAAGAAAUACAACCAGUCUACUCCUCCUGCAUACAAGAUCGAGAAGAUAAGCAUACCCACUGCUGUUUGGAGCGGUGGACGCGACACAUUUGCAGAUCCAGAAGACAUGGCAAGGCUACUUCCUCGGAUUACUAACCUCAUCUACCAUGAGCAUUUUCCUACUUGGGGACACCUCGAUUUCAUCUGGGGCCUUGAUGCAACUGAGAAGAUGUAUCAGAAAAUCAUUGAACUAAUAACAAAAUACCUUUGA